AUGGCCACCUUUGCCCCAAUACCUUAUAAAUAUGUGCCAACUGCCUCGCGUCCUCGGGGCGCGAACGCUCGCCGCAAACCUAUCCCAGAGCAAUCCAGUAUCCUCAACGACCACUCUCCCGCCAAGCAGAAGGGAGUCGCACUCGACGCUCCAUGGCCAGCAGUAGGCGCAGCAACUGAUGAGAAUGGCAGCGGCAUGCCCGGAUAUCAAGUUGAGAGUAGCAAUGCAUACUUCGGUAACAGUGGCGAUUAUGGCGACGACUACCUCCCCACAAUCGAGGAGCUUUUGCACACCAAACUACAGAAGGCGGGCUUUGGCCUGGGGGAACCAGGUAAAGAACACAUCCGAGGAGCUGUGGAAGAAUGUUUGGCGAAGGUCAGGUCCAUCGACCAGGACACGUCAGUAUCGAGCGUCAGUUCUAGUGGUGACCAAGGCAAUCCAAUUGAACUGCAAGAUGUCGAAUUUUGUGCCUCUGAGGACGAAAUUGACUGGGGAAAUGUAAGCGGGGACCAGGAGAAUUUUAGUCGCACUGAAACUGUGCUCAAUCCGAUCCUAACGCCUACUUCCGAUCCUGACCAAGAAUCCUCGAUGUUGGAUUCUAUGCGCCCCUCGAGCGAGCCAUUGCAAAGCUGCAUCAACACAGAAGACCCUUUUAUGGUUUGUGCUGAGUCCGAGACAACAAAGUCUCUCUCCACGCGUCAUUGCGACCAGUCUCCACGCCGGCCUAGAUUGUCACAACAAGGCCGAAUCAGUCAGGCAGAUUGUGCCUAUCGCAGGCAAGCUAAGCCUGAAUUCGAUAAUAAUACCUCUGAGGAGAUGCUUCCGCAGCAGCAAGACGAAGAAGAGAAUAUCAAUAGCAAUGGCAAUGGACUACAACAGUCAGACGAAAAUACGGCGAGGGUAGCGCCAAUAACUGAAAUGGGCGACGAACUCCAUCUCCCCGCGAGUGUGAUUAGAAGGACCAGCUUAGCCAAGCGCCACAGGAUCCUCACCCCCUGCAGUCUAUCCAUGGAGCCAAGCCUAGAACAAGCGACAAGCAACAGCGACAAUUACAGCGAUGACGAGCUCAGUACCACCGAAGCUGAGUCAGACGAGAGCGACCGGAGGCGAUGCCCUACUAAGCGGAAGCGGCCAUUCUCAUCUUACAUUAGCCCAACGCAACGGAAGCGUGGGCAGCAUCUUCAGCUUGGAUCUACCCAGCAGAGAAAAAAUUGCUUCCCGCAGAGGCACCCAGUCUGCAACGGUGACAGCCAACUACCCUCGUCACCCCAUUCUUCUCUGGACCGCGGCGCCCUCAGCGAAUCAUCCAAACAUACCCGGCCACUACUCACUGAGGUCACAUUCCGUCCCUAUUCUCCGGAUUACUAUUCCUUUUCGGCGCUCAUUCAGGACGAUCGUGACGAGCCGGAAUUCACUUUCGGCCAAUUCUCUAAACUCAUCGAGUGCGUUGGUCAUGCCGGGAAUACCAAGGACCUCACGAUAAAGCAGCUAAAGCAACAUUUGUUCUUGGUGACUGGUUUUAGCCGGCGUACGUCUUCCUGCCCUUCUCAAAGUGGGAGGACUGUAAGGUCUACUACAAACGCAUACCUCGUCCCGCUAAGUGCAAGGCGUACCCGGGCAGACAAAGGCCGUAGCGCGAGCACUUUUCCAUCACAGCGGCGAGAGGCGUCAAGCCGCAUCGUUGACUAUAGUUUUGGCGACGGUUCGAGCGAGGAUGAACUGGGACGUUCGGACAAGAGAAAGUAUAGUCAAUGGUCAGCGUCAAGCAGGUCCGAUGUCGAUGGUUUUGGCGACGGUGAUCCUAAUACCGGUAGCGAUGGUGAUGCAUAUUCGAGCGAGGAUAAUGUGGGCCGUUCGGACGAUAGGAAAUACAGUGAAUGGUCACCGCUUGACAAGCAGCGCUUAUCAGUGUACAAGAAGGAGGGCAAGUCUUGGGAGUGGAUCUUCAGCAAGUUCCCGGGCAGGACUAAGGGCGCAGUACGCACGCGCUGGAGCACAUUGCAGCCGAGGGUAAAAUAG
Molecule: messenger RNA, 2019 nt
Organism: Pseudogymnoascus destructans
Lineage: Eukaryota; Fungi; Ascomycota; Leotiomycetes; Thelebolales; Thelebolaceae
Exons: 3
Coding region: 1-2019 (672 amino acids)
Source: RefSeq, a predicted model, not a curated record